AACGGAGCCGCUCAGAUGCGACGCGUUUCCUGCUUCGCCAAAAAGCCCUCAGCCGCCCGCCCAACAUCCGGGAUCAUGCUUCUCAUCAUUUUCCUAAUCAGUGUGUUAAGUGUAUUGGGACCGGAGGGUCAGAGCCCGAGCACGACGCUGCGACCCCCGGUGACAGAGGAGAGCGGUCAGUGCUCGGCCGCGUGCGAGUCCCGACAGCAGAGUAAACUGUUGCGCCUGCACUCCAUUCGCUCGCAGAUCCUGAGCGCGCUGCGCCUCGAGCGCGCGCCGAACCUCACCCGGGACGCGGCGAGACAGCUCGUGCCCAGAGCGCCGCCGCUGCUCGAGCUCCUCAGCCGGUACGAGAGGCAAAAUGGCAGCACGGGCGAGGAUUACGAGGAGGCGGAGGAGCGCGAGGAGGCCAGCACCGAGACAAUCAUCACCAUGGCGACGGAACCUCAAAGCGUAUCUCAGACCAACUCGGUACCGCGGUGCUGUUUGUUCUCGCUCAGCCCCAAGAUUUUGCCGGACAACAUUGUGAAGGCUCAGCUGUGGAUCCACCUGCGUCUGGGCAAAGAGGCCACGAGCGUCUUCAUGCAGAUCUCACGCUUUCAGCCGCCCUUCUACAGCAACCCCAGUCCCAAAAUCCUCUCUCUGAAGAUCGACGCUGACACCCAGACCAACCCGUGGCAGAGCGUCGACAUGAAGCAGCUGCUGCAGUCGUGGCUCAAGCAGCCCGAGAGUAACUUCGGCGUUGAGAUCAAGGCCUUCGACAGCCAAGGGAAAGACUUGGCCGUGACCUCUGCUGAAUCAGGAGAGGAGGGGCUUCAACCCUUUCUAGAAGUCAAAAUUACAGAAGCGCCGAAACGUUCCAGACGAGAAUCCGGCCUCGACUGCAACGAGCGUUCUUCUGAAUCCCGCUGCUGCCGCUACCCGCUCACCGUAGACUUUGAAGACUUCGGUUGGGACUGGAUCAUUGCGCCUAAGCGCUACAAGGCCAACUACUGCUCGGGCGAGUGUGAGCAGGUCCACCUGCAGAAGUUACCGCACACACACCUGGUGAACAAGGCGAACCCUCGUGGUACGGCUGGACCGUGCUGCACGCCUACCAAAAUGUCCCCCAUAAACAUGCUCUACUUCAACCACCGAGAGCAGAUAAUCUACGGGAAGAUCCCUUCUAUGGUGGUGGAUCUCUGUGGCUGCUCCUGAGGUUUGCCUUAGUGUUGGGAUUCCAGCUUCCUUUCUAUGCUGACACUCAUUAAACACAUCUGAUAGAAAGUCUGAGGGAACAUAGAGGAAUUCUGCUUCAUCUCUAACACAGUGCUACUGAGCUGCACCUCACCACGUUUAACUCUUUUCUGCGUAGAGCAACACUGAAUGUUGUGGAAUAUGUGCGAAUCCAGUCAACAUCCCUUCUCACUUACAUAUAUUACUCAUACCAUAAAGACUUCACCUUCAUAAAGACUCUCUCGUUUCUGUCUUUUGAAGAUGAUAAGAAAAAUCUCAGCUUGUCAUGUUACUGAGAAACAAAUGAUGCCUAAACUCCUCUGUCCUGAAGAUGUCAGAAAGUGUAAAGUUCCAGCGUUACCUCUGACUGUUACAAAGUGCUGACACUGGAGACUCCACAGAAACUUCACCAUACCAACUAAGUGGAGUGUCUGUUGUACAAGACCCAGUGAAGGUGCCUUUACUAUAGAAACAACAAAAAUGGAAUUUUUGGACUAUUCCAAGACUUUGAGAUGGAGGACAUUUUUCUUUGUCCUGUCAGAAGUCUGACUAUUAUAAAAGUUAACUGUAGCAUUAACUCGCAGCAUUAACACUUGUGCUAAUGAGACAUUAAAAAAAACAUUAUAGCAACACUAACAGGAAAAAAAAAACAACCCUUGACGGUUUCCUCCAUCAGCAAGAGUUUUAGAUGCGCUGAGCACAUAACAAUGUUUACUACUUUAAUCUGCUUUAUACAGCUUAUUUUGUUUAAGUAGCUUUUUCGAACAAACUGGAAUCAAUACGAGAGCUGAGCGAUAAUUCCUGACAUAUUAGCUAUAUGAACAAAGUGGAGAACAAACUUUAUUAGAUGUUUGUUCCAGUGUUAGUACAAGUGUUAAUACAGCUUUAGAGUGAAUGUUAUUUGAAUUACAGCUGAGUGUGUGGCAGGACUUGGAUUAGGAGUGUUGUUACUGAUUAGUGAGAGAAUGUGGGAGUGAGAGCGAGUGUUUGACAGUUAGAUCAAAAGUGAGAGUGAGACAGUGAGAGUGAGACAGUUAGUGUGUUAGAGUGAGACAGUGAAAGCCUGAGAGUAAUACAGUGGGGGUAAGACCGUGAGAGUGAGGCAGUGGUAGUGUCAGAGUCUGAGACAGUGAGACCGUGAAAGUGUGAGAGUGAGACCGUGAAAGUGUGAGAGAGAGACAGUAAAAGUGUAAGAGUGAAGCAGUGACAGUGAGAAAGUGAGUGUGAGACAGUGAGAGUGAGACAGUGUGUUAGAGUGAGACAGUGAAAGCCAGAGAGUAAUAUAGUGGGGGUGAGACCGUGAGAGUGAGACCAUGAAAGUGUGAGAGUGAGACAGUGUGAGAGUGAGACAGUGAAAGUGUAAGAGUGAAGCAGUGAGAGCGAGACAGUGAGUGUGAGACAGUGAGUGUGUUAGAGUGAGACAGUGAAAGCCUGAGAGUAAUACAGUGGGGGUGAGACAGUGAGAGUGAGACCGUGAAAGUGUGAGAGUAAGACUGUGAAAAUGUGAGUGUGAGACAGUGAAAGUGUGAGAGUGAAGCAGUGACAGUGAGACAGUGAGAGUGAGACAGUGAAAGUGUGAGAGUGAAGCAGUGACAGUGAGACAGUGAGAGUGAGACAGUGAAAGUGUGAGAGUGAGACAGUGAAAGUGUGAGAGUGAAGCAGUGACAGUGAGACAGUGAGAGUGGGUAUGACAAAGUGAGAGCGAGAGCGGUUGUGUAAAGCCAAAGUCAGUUGUUGACUUGAAUUGAAUUGUUUAAUGACCUUAAAGCACUCUGUCCUUCACUAACCCGGACUGAAAGUCCUCACUGACCCUGCCUCAGGCAUGUGGGGCUGAUUACGGCUCUUUGGACAAAUAAACAAGUGGUCAACUUA
Molecule: messenger RNA, 3087 nt
Organism: Tachysurus vachellii
Lineage: Eukaryota; Metazoa; Chordata; Actinopteri; Siluriformes; Bagridae
Gene: mstna
Product: myostatin a
Biological process (GO): SMAD protein signal transduction
Cellular component (GO): extracellular region
Molecular function (GO): growth factor activity; cytokine activity
Source: RefSeq, a predicted model, not a curated record